Molecule: messenger RNA, 1019 nt
Organism: Coregonus clupeaformis (lake whitefish)
Lineage: Eukaryota; Metazoa; Chordata; Actinopteri; Salmoniformes; Salmonidae
Product: interphotoreceptor matrix proteoglycan 2-like
Exons: 4
Coding region: 363-722 (119 amino acids)
Source: RefSeq, a predicted model, not a curated record
CCUGGUUAAAUAAAGGUGAAAUAAAAAAAUAAAAUAAAAAAUGUUACUAUACAUACUGUAUGGAUUCCAUUAGAACACAUGGUAUAGAUGUUACUAUACAUACUGUAUGGAUUCCAUUAGAACACAUGGUAUAGAUGUUACUAUACAUACUGUAUGGAUUCCAUUAGAACACAUGGUAUAGAUGUUACUAUACAUACUGUAUGGAUUCCAUUAGAACACAUGGUAUAGAUGUUACUAUACAUACUGUAUGGAUUCCAUUAGAGCACAUGGUAUAGAUGUUACUAUACAUACUAUAUGUUAAGGCUCUAAGUCUAUGCUCUAUCCCCAGCUCCCCUGGUGUGACCUAAGGCUCAGCCGACAUCAUGGCCAUCUCUCCCACUGUAACCCUACACCUGGACGAUGGUGUGGUGCGUGGUCUGGACCUGCAGUCCUGUGCUGCCCAGCUGUGUAAGGGACAUGGUCAUUGUGUGGCUCAGGGCCAGGCCACCACCUGUGAGUGUAUCCUGGGGUACAGAGGAGAGUUCUGCCAUGAGAGUGUCAAUGAGGAAAUCAGGAUUCCGCUCACCCUGGGGGUGUUGGCCUUAAUCGUUGGUAUCCUCAUCCUGUCCUUCCUCAUUUCUUUCAUCAGGCAGAGGGUCAAGGCCAAAAGGCGGAAAGCUGCAGCCAAGGAUUCCAACGGGGUAGAGAAAGGCAUUCUGUUGCACCAUCAUACUCAAGGUUAGGUUGACUGUCCACAUCAGAGCACAUCCUCUUCAUCAGGCUUUAUCCCCGCUGCUGGAGUCUCCAUCUGGAUGUUGGUGAGAACACAGUGGAAGCCUGGUCAUGGACCUUUGGAACGCACAACCGCGUUGUUCAUUCUAUGUAGAUAAAAUGCUAUUAUGUUCUUGAAUAAUUAUAGUAGAAGCACUGCGAACAAAAUGUUUUAUUAUUUUAAUUUUUUAAGCUUUGUUAUUGUAUCUGAAUUUACAUAUGGAAAUGUUUAAACCUGGGCAAAUUCACAUUAAACACUGUUUACUUCA